AUGUCCCGGGGGUGGGGUUCACGGUGUGACGGGGCCGGUGGUGUGGAGCAUUGUCCUGGGUCUCCCGUGAUGAAGAUGAGGAAUCAAAACAGGAUCUUUUGUCUGCUCAUAUCACAGUCCUUCUUCUCCCAUCUUUCCAGUGUCCCUGAACGCCUCACGAGUCAGCAGGGGAUGUGGAGCUCCUCAUGUUUCUUUCAUGGGUUUGGCUCUACGCUCCCCUGUGUGUCUGAGUCUAUUAUGAUCGCUCUGAUGACACUGAACCCAGAGAAAUGA
Messenger RNA from Knipowitschia caucasica, 273 nucleotides. The record is from the annotation of a GenBank genome assembly. NCBI's taxonomy places the organism in Eukaryota, Metazoa, Chordata, Actinopteri, Gobiiformes, Gobiidae.